UCACGGCAGACAUUUUGACUUGUCACAGGAAAGAAACACAUGGGGAAAUAAAAACAUUAGCCUAACGAUGGUGGUUCCACUAUUUGUCCCAGUGAACGAUUGUUUUAAGGUAAGGAAGUCAGGUAGGUAAGUCAAAUACAGGACAGCCAUCAUUAUAUUGAAGCACAUUUCCACCAGUAAAAAGAAAAUAAUUGAAAUAUCCCCAUAGUAACUCAUAUUCAUGAGUUACAUGAGUGUUAUGAUAAUGGGAAACUUGAGAUUGAGCUGUCGCAUGGGAUAUAUGUCAACAUUGUAUCUCAUAUUUAUGAUAUCAUAAUGAUUUUUUUUUUUUUUUUGGCCUUUUAAGCUUUAUUUAUAGAACAGCUCAAGACAUGCUGGGGAACAGGGUAGAGAGAGAAGGGGGAGUGACAGGCAGCAAAGGGCUGUAGACCGGGACUCAAACCCAGGGCUGCUGCAGUGAGGACAAAGCCUCUGUACAUGGGACACCUGCUCCACCAACUGAGCUGAACAGCGCUUCAUAAUUUUGACCUUUUUUUUUUUUUCCCUUUUUUUACUAAAUCUCAUAAUUAUGAGAAACCUUUUUCACUGUUUAAAUUAAAUAAUAUUUUCUCAUAAUUUGGACUUUUUAAAAUCUCAUUAUUUAGAUAAUGAUUUAAUAAUUUCGGACCUUCUCCUUCAUAGUCAUUAGUUUUUAUGAUACAAUUUGAAUUUUAAAUUGUUUUGAUUGUUAUUAUUUAUUUAUAUUUUACAUGAAACUUAACCUUAUUAUGUUUUACCACCGGAAGUGGACUUCCACAUCUCAGAACUCUGUUUAGUUAAUGUUUUUAAUCCUGGAGCCCUGCCACCCAAAGAGGAAUUGCUCCCUUCAAGAAGAGGACAGGUUAUUUUUGGGACAGUUUGGACCCUCCGGUAGAGCCAUAGCGUAUUUAUUAAUUAAUUUAAGCUUUAAAUAUUUCUGUUGAGAUUUAAAUAUGAAUAUAGCAGGAAGCGUUAAGCUAGCAGGCUAACAUCAACGUUCGAUAACGGCUACAAGCUGCAGCUGUCCCGCUAGCUUGAGUUCCCACUUCGGCUAACUCAGGUAAUGUUUACACACGACAGGCAGAGCUACACUUUUAGAAUAUUAGGAAAAUGGAGGCACCUGGUGUUCAAACAUGGAUAGCAGUCUGGCUGCUGAGGAGUGUGCUUAAGUGUAAUUCUGAGGGGUCAGAGCACAGUGGCAGCGAAGACCAACAUUCCUGCAUACAGCAGCUCGUGCAGCAAUCAGCAGGAGAGAAGCAGAACUGGACCUUGUAGAAGCAGAAUAACAAACACUCAGAGCAAAGGAAUUGUAUUUGGAGAGUUUCUGCCUCCAUCUUGAGACGAAAGAAAUCUGUGGAACAAACUUGCCUAGCUGGAAUGAAGGACUGACAACAAGCAGACUUGUGAGGAAAAGGGUGGCUGCGCAAACUUGUGUGGUGGAUGGAAAAACAGAAUCUACAUUCGGUAUGUACGGUUUCUUGAUUUAUGCUGAAGCACUGGCCUACACUACAACUCAAGCCUGACUCCAUCUGAUUCCAGAGGAUGUCUGACCAUCAGUUCCAGCAUGUGCCCUACUGACAUCACAGACGAGCCUCAGUCAGCCUGCGCUGCAUAAGAAAUCAAACCAACGUCGACCCGUCGAUGUGGGAAUGAUUGGUCAUACGUAGCUCGUUUCCUGCUGUGGGGUCACAUCUGACCUGCUGGCCAUAAUGCCCUCCACAAAGUGCUCUACUAACUGGACUUUGUCAGAGUUGCUUGGGCAGCGGAGGUUGUUAGGGCUCGGAGCUCUCCUGGCAUGGCUUGUCCUCUUCCAUCUCCUUGUGAAUGUUUGGCUCCUCUGCGUCUUCACCAGUCUCUUGGUGGUUCUCGGGGGUUGGCUCGGCUCCCGCGCCGUGCUGGAUGCAAACAGCCUUCUCCAUUUGGAACACUUUUUGCCCCUUGGAAAAGUUAACCCACCUCUGUCUUCCCCUGAACAUGAGUGGAGGUUGAACCAUGAGAUCCACUGUGCCGUCCACAAGGCGGUGCGUGACUUUGUGUCCUCAUGGUAUCGUACGCUGCUGCCGGAGGUGGAGGGGGAUUUCGAACGUGCGGUGCGUAACUCAAUGCUUGAGUCGGUGAUGGAGCUGAAGGAGCGUGCGCGGCGAGUGGACCGAAAAGUACUGGUCCAAAGGCUGCUAGAGCUGUAUGGGUGUCACCUGCAGAGCUACAUGACGGCGAGACAGAUACAGUCAACACAGAAGGAGUGCAUCAGCCUGUGGCAGCUCUACAGUGAAGUAGAUGCCCCUCACCCAGCUGUGAGCAGUGCAGUCACUGAGCUCAGCUACUCAAGAGCUCUGGUUAACCUUGUCUUACAUGUGCUUGUUCCAUACCCACAGAUGGAAACAAGGACUGGAGGUUACAUGGUUACUGAACUUAUCACCUGCAAUGUGCUGCUGCCGCUCAUCAGCAGGGUGUCUGAUCCUGACUGGCUCAACCAGACCAUUGUAGAUAUAAUCACCAGGUCAAGAGAACCACAGGAAAUCAAUGUGGACGAGCUCCCAGUAGCUGAACUAUACAGAUGUCCAAUCCAGGAGGAGUCCUGGACAACGUGCAGGUCACUAUCUUCUUCUGAUCAAGCCGGCCUCAGCAGCAAAGGCAGCUCUGACGCUGAUGAUCUCCAGAGCCAGAGUACACUCUAUGAGAGGGAUUCCUCACAAAGUAGCAUGGUCAGCUUGAUGUCUGAUGGGAAGGUAGAAAAUUGCCACGCAGGUUUGCUCACGCCAUGCAAAGUGAGCUGCUGUACACUCACAUCUGGCCAUUACUCCCAAACAGCAGAGUCCAAAAUGACAUUACUGGACACAUUCAUUCAGUCAGACUCUGAAGAGGAGCUCACGGGAGGCUUUUGUGAUUGUGGUCCUCCAACAAACUUCUGCAAUGUGAUCCCUGUAAAGGAUGAUGAAGCCUUUGGGUGCUUCGGUCCUCUGAAAAAUCUCGGGCCAAAGGUGGUCGUGUCCGAGGACUCCCAGUGGCCUGCCGGUAUAGCCCAGAAGAAAUCCCCAACCUGUUCUCCAAGAAGACUUUGCCUGACCUCCUGCAGCUUUGAUCCCCCCAACCCUCAAGCUGCAUCUGUGAGCAUCCAGAAUGUGCAAAUAUCUGGUACUGUCACUGCGAAGGAGCAGCGUGGCACAGGCACACAUCCCUAUACUCUCUACACUGUAAAGUUUGAGACCGUGGCUGAAACAGAAAAUGGUGACACUCUGCAGCCUGCAACCACUCACACUGUCAACCGGAGAUACAGCGAGUUCCUCAAUUUGCAGACACGUUUAGAGGAGAAGCCCGAAGUCAAGAAAGUAAUCAAGAAUGUCAAAGGACCAAAGAAAAUGUUCCCUGAUCUCCAUUUUGGCAACGCAGAUGGCGACAAGGUUGAAGCUCGUAAAAGCCAACUGGAUACAUUCAUUAAACAAUUAAGCCACAUUCCUGAGACAUCCAACAAUGAAGACAUGCAGGAGUUCCUGGCCCUCAACUCAGAUUCUGGCACAUACUUUGGAAGAAAGCCUUUUGUCAAGUCAAGAAUUGACAAGAUGAUGGAAAAUGCUUUAGACACCUUGAAGACGGCUUUCCCUUAUCCUGAGCCGCUCAGCCCAACAGAGGAGCUUGAGGGAGAUGCUGAUGGACGGACACUGGACAGCAGAAAGUACAGGAGACUUAUGUUCCCGAGCAAAAUUUCCCCAUCUCUCAAUAUACCAGACCUACAUCCUAAAGUGACAUACUGCUUCAGUGAAGGCAGUGCUGUUCUCAACGGCAUGUCGCUGUCUGGCCUGGAGAGCUUUGUCAAAGAGCAGGAAAGACUUUUAUGUGAGCCAAAUGGGAAAGAGACAGUCAAGCGGAGCUGGGAGCAGCAGAAAACGUCGGGGAAAACUCAUGGCACAGACACAGCUGUGGCAGAUGUUGCUUUGAACAUAUUGUGCCUGCUGAUGAAGGACCAGUGGAGUUGGCUGUGCACAGAGAACAUACAGAAGACCAUCAGACUGCUCUUUGGCACCUUCAUUGAGAGAUGGUUGGAUGUCGGCGUUGCCCACCUUACCAGUGCCCCCUGCUGGGUGAUUUACCUACAAGUGCUGCAGGAAGCCGUAUGGCCGGGUGGCACGCUGCCUGCCCAACCACGGCCAGAGCGCAGUGCCACAGAAAGAGAAGAAACCAAGGAGCAGUGUCUGGACUGUCUGAUGCAGCUGCUCCCAGAGCUCAUCACUGACAUGCUCGGAAGUGAGAAGUACAGACUGAGCUUGGAGAACGCGCUGGAGUCUUUACAGGACUGUCAGAUAAACAAGCAUCUGAUCUACUGCAUCUGUGACCUGCUCCUGGAGUUUCUGGUCCCCGAGUCGUGUGACGAGGCCUUCCAGAGGUCCCUGCUACAGAGCCUUGCCAAAGACGCAGAGAGGGACAAUCCUCCUCACACAUGAGCAGCACAUGAUAACAGUCUGCUAUGUGCUGAAUGUGUGUGCAUUGCGAUGUCUUCAUAAGGGCCCGUUGUCACCGGAGUCCACGGGGUGAUGGCACAGGAGAGCAGCAGUCAUCACCACUGGUCAGUGAUAAAAGCGGUCACAUCAGAAUCUCGUGGCUUCACCUGGAUGUGUUAAUAGUUCUGAAACACCCAGAACAUCAGAAAGAAUUGGUUGUGGUGUCAGCAUCAAUGCGCAUAUUGAACUGUUAUGCUGACUGGUCCACACAUCAUCCAAUCGAAGACCAACCACUGGUCUGAUCUGCACUCAUGUCAAAUUGUAUUAAUAAAUAAUGAUAAACAGUUAGGCCAUCAGGAAAAACAGGCAUGUGGUCUGUAACUAUGGAAUCAAAUGUUGCACAGGCUUUCCGUAGAGCCUGGUUAUACUACAGCAGUGUAUAUAUUUGUUAUUUCCAUCUGAAAUAAGACUUUUUUUAUAUAUUUCCAAAUUAUUAAUUGAUGUUAUUUUAGGUCUUUAAAAUACAUUCAUAUGUCUGUCUUAAGAUCUUAAAGAAGGCUUUUAUUCUCUCCUUACAUUUCUGCACUUGCAUAACACAAAUGCUGUCAUCUACAAAUACAUUCCACCUCCUCCCCAUGGCUGCUGUUGCCAUGUGACCUCAGGCAACUGCUCCCUCGUGAAGUCGGUUCAGAUUUAUUUUGAUAGUCCAUAUUCAUUUGUGUCUUCUGUGACUUCUGUAAGUCCAUAUUUCAUUUGAGCGCUUUUUUUUUUUUCAUUUUUCUUUUUUUUAUUUUUAAUAAUAAAAUCUUGCAUUGUGUAGCUUGAAGAUUGGAGUCUUAUGAGAGUUUGUAUUGGCAGGGAUAUUUUCAACAACUCUGACCGACAUUAUAACAUGACUGGACUGGAUUUUUGCCUGUCUGUCUGUGGGAACUGUCGUUGGAAAUAUCAGUCAGACCUUCCUGUAGCAACACUUUAUUUGUGAGAAGAGCUUAAGAUUUGAGUCGUGUACUCAGGAUGACUCACUUCACAUCCCAGAAAUUACAUGGAUAAAAAGUGAGUGCAGACAGUGUUAACGUGUUCUCAUGAUCUUUUGACCCUGACCACCCUUUGAAAAAUACUUGCAUCUUCACAGGAAAGGAUAGAUAAGACUGUAAUAGUGUGAAUGAUGAACGCCUCAGUGUGUUUCCACAUGGCAACAUAACAUGAAGCCAAAUCUUGUUGUGACAUGAGUUUGCUCAGAUUCACUUAAUUCAUGUCCAUAUAAAGGCCUGUAUGUUAUAUAUGCAACAGCAAAAUCUGAACUGGGCAUCAAUAGACUGAUAUGUUCUAAAACGGCGGAUAUUGCUAUUUUUUCAUUGUAAAUGUAUGGUUAAGAACUGAACUACAACAACAAGUCAGACUUGAAGGAACAUCACCAAUGAAAGUUAAAAUGAC
Molecule: messenger RNA, 5888 nt
Organism: Acanthopagrus latus (yellowfin seabream)
Lineage: Eukaryota; Metazoa; Chordata; Actinopteri; Spariformes; Sparidae
Gene: snx19a
Product: sorting nexin 19a
Exons: 18
Coding region: 1728-4457 (909 amino acids)
Cellular component (GO): intracellular membrane-bounded organelle; early endosome membrane
Molecular function (GO): phosphatidylinositol binding
Source: RefSeq, a predicted model, not a curated record